AUGGGCCCCAUCCAGCUGUCUGGUUCUCUCACCAACCCAGAGGAAAUGGGCCGAGCAGUCAUAGUGAAGGCCGGAGGUGAAGUCGAGACGGGUGAGGGAUUGUUCGUAGGGUCCAGAAUUCAGUGGUCCUCAUUACAGGAUGGUCCAUUAUCCACCCUCAGACCAAUCUCCGCCGUCCAAGUACCCGAUCCCACCAACCCCAAAACUCCCAUUGCCCCCGCCGCCGCCGUCUCCACGUCCUCCGUCUCUUCAAUCAAUGUCCAGACCAAGCCGAUAUGGGCGCUGGACAGCUGGAAGUCGAAGAAGGCGCUGCAGCUGCCGGAUUACCUGAAUCAAGACAAACUGGAUUCGGUCCUCAAAACUCUCGACGCUUUCCCGCCGAUUGUGUUUGUCGGGGAAGCUCGGAGCCUGGAGGAACGGCUGGGCAAGGCCGCCAUGGGGAAUGCUUUCCUCCUGCAGGGCGGGGAUUGUGCCGAGAGCUUCAAGGAGUUCAACGCUAAUAAUAUAAGGGACACUUUCAGGAUCCUGCUCCAGAUGGGCGCUGUUUUGAUGUUUGGUGGCCAGAUGCCUGUUAUCAAGGUGGGAAGAAUGGCAGGCCAGUUUGCAAAGCCUAGGUCAGACUCAUUUGAGGAAAAAGGCGGCCUGAAGCUGCCGAGUUACAGGGGAGACAACAUCAAUGGAGAUGCUUUUGAUGAAAAGUCAAGGAUUCCUGAUCCUGAUAGGAUGAUUAGAGCAUAUUGUCAAUCUGCCGCUACUCUGAAUCUCUUGAGGGCGUUUGCCACUGGUGGAUACGCCGCCAUGCAGAGGGUCACACAGUGGAACUUAGAUUUCACAGAUCAUAGUGAGCAGGGUGAUAGGGCGAUAUGA
This is a messenger RNA of Striga hermonthica, 867 nucleotides long. The record is from the annotation of a GenBank genome assembly. NCBI's taxonomy places the organism in Eukaryota, Viridiplantae, Streptophyta, Magnoliopsida, Lamiales, Orobanchaceae.